AUGGAGAGAUUAGCAGUGAAGGUAAAAGACUGGAGUCUAAACAAGGAAAUUUUCAUGAUCACAGGUGAUUCAAAUUCUAAGCAUAGGGAACAGUCUGUGGAACGCUUUAACAUUUCAGCUGAUGCUAAAAUCUUCCUUGGCUCCAUUAAAGCUUGUGGGGAAGGAAUCUCUCUAGUGGGGGCUUCUCGAAUCCUAAUUAUGGAUGUUCAACUUAACCCUUCAGUAACUCGCCAGGCAGUAGGCCGUGCAUUUCGACCAGGACAAAAGAAGAAAGUCUAUGUCUAUAGAUUGGUUGCUGCUGAUUCGCCUGAAGAGGAAGACCACUUUAUCUGCUGUAGGAAGGAAUUGAUUUCAAGAAUGUGGUUCGAGUGGAACGAGAGCUGUGGAGACCAAGAUUUUUAUAUGAAGACUGUUGAUGUCAAUGAAUGUGGUGAUAUGUUCUUGGAAAGUCGAUUGCUGCAGGAAGAUAUAAAAGUUUUGCGGAAAAGGUAA
Messenger RNA from Prunus armeniaca (apricot), 492 nucleotides. NCBI's taxonomy places the organism in Eukaryota, Viridiplantae, Streptophyta, Magnoliopsida, Rosales, Rosaceae. The record is from the annotation of a GenBank genome assembly.